AUGGAUAUAGAUCCCAAGCCUCUUAAAAAAACUAAAAGAACAACUAAAAUGGAAUAUAGGUAUUUAGGAAACAGUGGACUUAAAGUGUCGGUUAUUUCUCUUGGUGGAUGGGUAACUUUUGGUGGUCAAGUUGCUCCUGAAACUACAAGAGAAUGUAUGCAAAUAGCAUUUGAGAAUGGGGUAAAUUAUUUUGACACAGCUGAAGUAUACGCUGGUGGGAAAUCUGAAUUAGAUAUGGGCAAUGCAAUCAAAAUUUUGGAUUGGAAACGUUCAGAUUUUGUAAUUUCAACAAAGAUAUUUUGGGGUGGAAAAGGUCCUAAUGAUAGAGGGUUAUCUAGAAAGCAUAUCGUUGAGGGGCUGAAUGCUUCUUUAAAAAGAUUAGGUUUAGACUAUGUAGAUUUAGUAUAUGCACAUCGACCAGAUCCUGAUACACCAAUGGAAGAAAUAGUUAGAGCAUUUAAUUUUGUGAUUGAUCAGGGUAAAGCAUAUUAUUGGGGAACAUCUGAAUGGCCAGCUGAUCAAAUUGUUGAAGCACAUGGCAUAGCAAAUAGAUUGGGUCUAAUAUCUCCAUUGGUCGAACAAGUGCAAUAUAAUAUGUUUCAUCGAGAAAGGGUUGAAAAUGAAUAUCUUCAUUUGUUUAAAGAAUAUAAAAUGGGAGCAGCUACAUGGUCACCACUUGCAAGCGGCAUCCUAACAGGUAAACAUAAUAGACAAAUAGCUGAAGGAUCAAGACUAACUCUAAGGGAGAAUGCUGUAAUGCAACGUUUAAAAGAAGAACUGUUGAGCAAUCAAGGGAAAACUAAGCUUGAAAAGGUUGAGAAUUUAAAGAACAUAAAUGCAGUAGGAUUAGUUUCAAAAUUAACACCAGAAAUCUUGGAAGAAAUUGAAUCAAUAUUGGACAACAAACCACCAAUGCCAUUUAAUUUUAGAGAUUCAUAA
Molecule: messenger RNA, 939 nt
Organism: Entrophospora sp. SA101
Lineage: Eukaryota; Fungi; Glomeromycota; Glomeromycetes; Entrophosporales; Entrophosporaceae
Source: the annotation of a GenBank genome assembly